AUGGAGCUGGACCUCGGGAAGAGACUGCUAGAAGCUGCCUGCAAUGGAGAGGAUGAAGAAGUUAGGCUAUUAAUUCACAAGAGGGCUCCUUUUACUACUGACUGGCUCGGAACAUCUCCGCUUCAUAUGGCUGCUCAGAAUGGUCACUACGCCACAGUGAAAGUGCUUCUGGAAGCAGGUAUCAGCCGAGAUGCCCGAACCAAGGUAGACAAGACGCCUCUGCAUAUGGCAGCCACAGUCGGGCAUCUGGAUAUUGUGGACCUGCUUGUUCAGAAUGGUGCAAAUGUGAACGCCAGAGAUAUGCUUAAGAUGACGGCUUUGCACUGGGCAGCAGAAAAUAAUCACACGGACGUGGCAAACCUUUUAAUAAAAGGAGGCUCUGACGUCAAUGCACUCAGCAAAUUUGAUAAAAGCGCCUUCGAUAUCGCCCUGGAUAAAAAUAACCACGAGCUGAUGAUUAUUAUACAGGAAGCAAUGCAGGGCGAUAUCCAGGGAGAGUCAUUCGACUCAAACGCAGCCUCUGUGUCAUCACCCGAAUAUGUUUUGGCAUCUAGCGAUCUCACGAGUGUAUCUGACUUUGUGACUGCCAGUGGUCGUGAUACGCAUUUCACAAACUCAGAUUCAGUCCUUGCCACGUUUGCAGCAAUAGCAGAAGCCGCCUCUCCUGUCUCGGCCUCUAACAAUGCCCCACAUUGUGCCGAUCAGGAUAGUUUGGCCGCUUCAGCUUUGGCGUCCAUCCAGGAACAUGUGGAGAAUGGAGAUGAAAGAGUUAUAACAAUCAUAGCAGAUGCCAUUCCAAUAGACGGCCUCCAAGGAGGUCUUACCACCAGCCACAUCAACCAUCCACUGCUGAUGGCCAUUCAGAAUGGGCACCAAGUUAUAGCCGUGCCCGAGGAUCAUGUCAUAGAAGAAACUGUGGCUGCCGAACAGAUGCCUCCUGCCAAAAAGUAUCGUCUUGAGUCCAUUAGUGACGAAACAGCAGAGCCUCAGGACAGCAAUGGUGACCAAGCCAUAAAGGCACUGCAGCAGAAGCUUCAUGAAGCCAACUGCAGAGCCCAAGAGUACCGGCAGCAGCUUAUGGACAAGGAACAAGAGGCUGAGGGUUAUCGGGUCAGACUUGAGAGCUUAGCAGUGCAACAUGUGAAUUGGAGCACUUUAAUGAUGAUGGAGGAGGGUGGCGUGGUAAUCGUCUCCAGCGAGCAAUUGGAGACGACAGAAGUCACCGAGGUUGAAACUGUGGAAUAUCACUGUGACGUUCCCAUGGAGAGUUAUUCCAGUAAGUUUGAUGUUAGUGCAGACGUUAGCAAAAUUGGAAGACUUCUGGCGUAUUUGUACGUUUAA
Messenger RNA from Spea bombifrons (plains spadefoot toad), 1341 nucleotides. It is a transcript of the gene GABPB2, whose product is annotated as GA binding protein transcription factor subunit beta 2. NCBI's taxonomy places the organism in Eukaryota, Metazoa, Chordata, Amphibia, Anura, Pelobatidae. The coding region runs from base 1 to 1341 and encodes 446 amino acids. The transcript has 9 exons. Gene Ontology annotation, cellular component: nucleus. The record is from RefSeq and is a predicted model, not a curated record. Gene Ontology annotation, molecular function: protein binding; transcription cis-regulatory region binding. Gene Ontology annotation, biological process: positive regulation of transcription by RNA polymerase II.